Porites evermanni is the source of this 8315-nucleotide messenger RNA. The record is from the annotation of a GenBank genome assembly. NCBI's taxonomy places the organism in Eukaryota, Metazoa, Cnidaria, Anthozoa, Scleractinia, Poritidae.
CCAAAAGCUACUACCGUUUAUCUUCGCUUAAUUCUCUCUCUGCUCCCAAUUUCGAAAUAAAAAGGCUGUGAAAAUUCAAAUGGAGGACAUACCGAGGAUUUUAGUGUAUUUUGGAUGAAGGACUGACCGAACUGGACAUUCAAUGUUCACGUUUAUAGAGGUGAAAACGAUGCCCGUACAGCAAAUUGUCGUAAACCCAGUCACUUUACAACAGACUAAUAACAAGGAAAGAAAGGUGAGUUUUUCUUUAAGGAUUGCUUUCUUAAGCACUCUUUGAUAUCAUAAUUUAGCUCACCUCACCUACAUUCGGCCCGUGAAACUCGCAGCGGACUUCUCGCACCUUUUCGAUUUGUUUAUCUUUGAUGGAACGAUCGAAUUCUCGAAACAUGGCGUCUGCGAAGUAUACAGCAGAAGGCAUCCCGCCUUAUGUUCUAAAAACAAGAAAUCUGUAACGAUCACUGGAUUUUUUCCGUAUUUGCGGACGGUCUCUCGUCGAACUUGGUUAUUACUCUCACAGCAAGCUUUGUAGCGUAAAUUGAUUGAGGUUAACUAGCGUUUCUUGCUUCGCUUCGACUUUUUUGAAACGCACUUACCUUGCUUUUUUUUAUGUGGCAAAUCUGGGUGAAUAGAGAUGAUUGUAGUCUCUUUACUUUGGCCGCGUUGUUCUGUUAUUUUUUUAAAGGAGGCGCUCAGUCUGGUUCUUGAUCCGACCGCCUCGGAUUCUUCACUGAAUUUUAGCAGUUUCCGGGCGCCAAUUGAGAACUCUAGGCGAUUUUAUUUUUAUACGUUGGAAAUCUCAGAGAGGGGCUUAUUGACCAGCAUAAUUCAUUUUUGAAGCUUUAAAUUACAUAACAAAAAUUUAACUCUCAAGCUAAUAUUACAAGCGGCGUAAAAUUGUCUCUCGUAGCUUGCCGUCUAAGCUUCCCGUGCUCAACUUGUAACUUAAGUAUACAUCACUUUGUCAUGGUCAUGUUUUACGCGUUUACUUCUUAAUAAUUCCUGUUUCUGAUGUAGGGUAUCGUUAUUAACCCCAGAGACAGGAAGUUGUUGCAAAAUGUUCAGUUUUUAGUUUUAUAUUCUGUAAACCACGCGGAAAUGUACAGUAUGAAAGUGUUCAGAGAGGUGUCUAAGGUUAUCUCUGUGUGGUUCACAGUGAUAGUGUUUUUAAUUUUAUGGAGGUCACACAUUUUAAAUAAACUUCCACACAAAACACAUAAUUUUUGUUUCUGAUUUGUAGUGCACUCUGUUAUUACAAUAUGCUUGUUGAAGAAAAUAUAAAAAAUAUGUCAGGUUCUAAAUUAAUUAGUUUGACUGGUAGCAAUUAAAUGCUUUUAGACUGUUUUGGUUUCUGUCUGCAGUCGUAACAUCUUUUGAUCCAUUGCUCAAAGUAUAAAGUUCAAGUUAUUUUUGCUUUCUGUUCAUUUAUGAAUGCACAAUAUUGUCUUGACUCUAUGCAGAAAGUCAAGAUGCAUGCACUGAAAAUUCUGUUCUUUUUUUAAAUGUAAAUUUGACACUGCACUUCAUUUCUCCGAGUCAGUUUUAAAAAUAGAUGGGAAUGUCUGUCUGGGGCAAAUUCAUUUGUGAAAAUUAUGCAGAAAUUUUUGCUUGAAACAGGUUGUGAUUGGGCAGAAACCUGUAACAUGAGCAUGGUUACAAUAAUGCUUCUGAAUAUCUUUAAAGGUGCUAUAGUGGUGAGUGACAAUAGCACAAUGUAUGAUUUUGUUGGUAGACUUAAAUGGCUGCAAUAAUAACUUUAAACUAUAAUAAUUUGUUGAACAAAACUUAACUUUAAUGUGAGGCAUGACAAUUUUUCUUUUUUUUCGUCAUUAAAACUGAAAAAUGAUAGCCUGAAGGGCGAAACAUGAAAGAUUUUUCACUGUGAUUACAUAAUGUCCCUUGAAAGUGCUAACUCAAAGCAAUCAACUUUUGAUAAAGCAGGGUUGUCAAAAGUAGCCGGCUGCCGGCGAAAAUCGCCUCCUACUUGGUUAGUAUUGGCCGGCUACUCUGCUUGGCAUUUCUUUACAGAUGGCGUUUUUUAAAUAAAAUACCCCUGGACUGGCCGCUUACUUUGACAACUCAGCCGUCUACUUCAAAACUUUUUGACAACCCUGCGGAAUACUAUUUAGGUACUAUUUUCAAGGGUUUUGUUGAUAACCCAGAGGUGGUGAGUGGAAUGACUCAUUGGGCCGUUGUGUUUUCAUCCCAUUUCGCUUGAUGACCAAGCAAAGUUUGUUGGCAUUUCUAUGUCAAGCACCAUAAGAGGCUUGGUCUCAACUUUGGAUAACUUUUAUAUAUAUUUUUUAUUUGUCAUAGCGGAGCUCUUGCGUGCACAAAGCACGUGCAGCGGAGCACCAUGUGUAAGAAAAUUUGGUUAUGUAUGCAUUCAAGAAAUUUUGGUUCGGACAAAAUUGGCCGUAUGUGUGUCCACCCCUUCACGUAAGCCAGGGUGAAACUUUGCAUCUCAAGCACCAGUGCUUUUCGUUGGUAAAUCGCAUAACCUCCUGAACUUUUAGAGAUAAAAAACAACAACAACAAAGCCAACUUUUUUCUUUUGACUUAAUUUUAAUCUCUACAUUGACGUGGAUAACAGAGAAAGAGCUAGAGCGAGAGAUACAAAACAAAGGAGACCAAUUUUGUUGGAAGAAAAACCUGAAAAUUUUAUAGCUGUGGUGAGAAAAUGAGAAAUGCUAGCCGCCACCAAGGUGAAAAUGAGCGGCAGUGAAAAAAAGUGAACAGGGACACAUACAACAUUUCCUCCAUAAAACGUGUAACAAGGAAGUUUCUGAAAGUUUCAGGUUGUAGUUGUGCAUAGCAAUGGAAAAGAAAUGUAUAAAAAAAAGUGUGGUGCAUGUGCAAAGUUGUUUUUUGCUAAUUAGACCCACUGAUUUUUUUUGGCCCUUUUCGUUGCUGUUGCCACGUUACUACUAUUACACGAUUUUGUAUUUUGUUUGAGCAAACAAGCUUUGCUUUUAGCCUUGGCUAAAUCUCUCUUAAUAGUUGUUAUCAUAGGUGAUUCUGACUCCACUUAUACAAGACAUUCAAUGUUGAAGGUUUGAUCAGGAUACGUCAGUUGGUCAUCUGAGGCUGAUGUACUGUAUCCUAGUUAAGUUACAUCAAUGUUAUGCUUCCAGCAUAAAAACUAUUACAUGUUCUAGGCAUGAACGUUUGCCACGCCAGAUAUGAAAAAGCACUUAAAAACCACCCUUGAGAAGGGGCCAAAAAAUGUGUGGAAACAUGUUCCCCUACUAAUGCAGUGGUAUGAAAACGCAGGGAAAGGGUUUAAGCGCAAGGCAUAGAAUGGUGAUUACCUUGUUACACAGACCAAUCCAAAAAGAGGCAAUAAAUUCAAAAGAAUGCAGGUCCAAAUAGCUAAAUACAUAUUAAGCUAUAUAGUGAAAUAAGGUGAUUCCAAAAACUUAACACUUAAGGAUAUAAACUAUCAGAAAAGGAACUUUGCAAAGCAAACAUGAUGACUGAGCUGUGGUAGAAUGCCACAAAUCCCGCGCCUUAUUCAUUCCCAUGUCUCUCAAUCGUCAGAAUAAAAUUACAUUUUUUUGUCUUUUAAAAAACUAAAACAAAGUUUACUGUUAACAUAUGUGGAUAAGCCACAUCCCCAACUUUCUAAAUUGAUUUUGGAAAAAAAACUAGUGAAGUUUGCCAAUUUUCAGUUCAGUUUUUGCUGCAUAUUUGCUGUGAGUUUUAAUGCUAAUCAGCAUUUCAGUUUGAUAACAAAUUGUCCAUAUUAAGCUUGGAUUAUGCCCAAAUAUACGAUUUUAAGAACAAUAUUGUGUGAAACUGGCCAUCACAUAUUGUCAUAUAAUACUGCUGUGCUGGCUGACUAGUGACAGCUUGAUUUAAAAGCAGCAUUUAGUUUUGGUAAUAAAAUGUCAUGCCUUGUAAUCCAACAGCUGUACUUUUGUUGGAUUGGCCUAAAUUUGAAUCAAGUCUGGCAUCUAAACCAGGCCUAAAUGCACAUUUACAUUGAAGUGAUUAAAAAAAAUACAAAAGAAGGAAAAAGGGAAAGGGGUAAAUGAUUACAUAAUCUAGAUAAAUUAAUAUAAAACUAUGUUUAUUGAAGGAACAGAAAGCACAGGAGGGAUUUCUCUUGCUUAUUUAUGGUCUGGAUUCUGUUUGGUAUCUGAGAUUGAUUUUAUUUACAAAAUCUGGGAAGAGUAGAGACUUUCUUCACUUAAUUUGAAUUUGAAUAUGAAUUUAAAAAAAAUAAAAAAUAAGCAAAACAAACAAAUACAUGGGAGGAUAAAUUGAAUGUCGAUUAGCCCAACAAAUAAAUACUCUCAGACUGUCAAUAUAAUAUCGCAUGUACAUUGCACUACUUCCAGAAUUCCAAACCAAAGCUAUCAGACGGGCCAGCCGUAAUACCAAUAACGGAGAGCAGCAACGAUAAACCCAAGUCACUAGCCAAGAAAAGUGUGUCAAUGACCUCUGUGGCGUCAUCCAUGGAAAUCUGUAGGAUAUGUCAUUGUGAGGCAGAGCCUGACCAGCCUCUUAUUUCUCCUUGCUUAUGCUCAGGCUCUUUGCAGUAUGUUCAUCAGAGUUGUCUACAGAGGUGGAUUAAAAGUUCAGACACAAAAAAAUGUGAACUGUGUAAAUAUGAGUUUAUCAUGGAAUCUAAGAUGAAGCCUAUCACAAAAGUAAGUAAGAUCUUUUCUAAAUGUUUACCAUGGGAGUAGGAGAAAAAAUGGUUUUUAAUGGCAGGGAAAAGUCAGUAAAUUCCAAAAAAUUUGAGAGAUAUAUAUUUUUUUGGCCUAGCUAGAAACGCUAGGUCAUAUUGUUUUCCUCAAAGGCUAUACAUGUAAAAAGAUAUCAUCAUUGUAAAAACAUUCUGUAUGUUAUUAUUACUAUUAUUGCACAGUUAUAAUCAUAACUAUAACAAAAUUCUCAAAUCUGAUUGGUUAUCAACUGCCCUGAUUUCAGCCUUAAUAGGACAAUUUAAUAGGACAGUAGGCGUCAUGCCUAAGUAAUUGGACAGUACGCGCCAUCACGCGCGCUCUUAAAUGGCUUCUUUUUUUUUCAUUGCUAGCACAAAAAUCUUGGAAUUUCUUGUGUUUUGAUUUUAAAAAGCGCCUUAUAUAUCACAAAUUUUGUUAAAGUUAUGAUUAAUUGGUAACAGGACUUCGUAUCGUCCAAUUUGGUCUGUAAUCAUACUCGUGAUUAAACAAAUCGGACUCCCGCUACGCUGUCGUCCCAUUUUGUUAUCACUCAUAUAAUUACAGACCGAAUUGGACUCCACUCAGUCCUGUUACCAUUACUUAUUGUUGUUGUUAUUAUUAUUAUUAUUAUUAUUAUUAUUAUUAUUUUUACAUAAUGUAUUAUUUUGAUACUCUGACUCCUUAACUGAAGUCCAGAUUUGGCUCCCCACCCCUUCCCCCUCCCCCCCCCCCCCCCCCCACCCUUCCCCCUCACCAUACGUAUCGUAAUACACCUAUGCAUCUACUAUAUGUAAUCAUACAAUCUCUUUAUGUAUAUAGGAUUCUUAUCCUCUAAGAUUGUACCUAUAUUAACCAAUGUUUCAGGAUUUUUGUUCACCCUUAUGGGUGCAAACACCAGUGGAGCGUAGACUUUUUGGACAGGCAUAUUCUUUUGCAUUUUCCAUAAACUCUUCAUACUUAUCACCAAAAUCUAAUGUUUUUUUUUUCUUUUUUCAGUGGAAGGCUUUGGACAUGACAAGAAGUGAAAGGCGCAAGAUCCUGUGUUCAGUGUCAUUCCAUGUGAUUGCCAUCACAUGUGUUGUGUGGUCAUUGUGGGUACUGAUUGAGCGUACUGCAGAGGAAAUUAAGCAAGGCCAGCUAAAUUGGCCUUUCUGGACCAAACUAGUGGUCGUAGCUAUUGGAUUCACAGGUGGCUUGGUGUUCAUGUAUGUGCAGUGUAAAGUUUAUGUGCAGCUGUGGAAACGUCUCAAGGCAUUUAACCGUAUUAUCUUAGUAAAAGAUGUGCCUCCGCCGCAAGAAGGUGCUGAGUAUAUCUGAUCGUGUCCCCUCAUCACUGUAAGUAGACAUUUGAGUACUGGGAAAAUCUAGCUCAGAGCUGAAGCUCUCUGUGCUUUUUCUCAGCACCACUUUGGUGAAGAAGGGGUCCUCAAUUUCACCUUUUUAAGUACAAAUGAUGAAAGCUGCUUCAAGAAGCUUGUUCAUAGAACUCUGAUGUAUUAGUGUGUAUGAAGAACACAGUAUCCCCUCAUUUUAACUUUCAAAGUCCUUAGUUUACCCAUAAAGAUCAAAGUAAAAAGUAACUGUUAAAUUUCAGUUUGUAAAAUACAGAAAAAUGACUUUUAGUGCCAUGCAAACCAUAUACAGAGCCAGAGAGGUUUCGAUUAAAAUACAUGUAUGUGCAGUAAUAUCACAUUACUUCAUUCAUUCGUGUUGUCAUUUCUACAAUGUCGCUCCAUACUGUGUGUAUCUAUCUGUGUGAUUGGACUCACUUGGUUUGAAUCUUCAGUAAGGAGCAUUGGUUGAAUAAGUGGAUGCCUAUCAUGGCUACUUACACUGGUGUGAAAUGCUGCAUUUAAGUAGCUUAUACCGUGUUUACACUUGAGCAUUUUACAGUGCUAACAAAGUUUAUCUAGGUAAACGUUUUGUGAGUAUAAACAUCAACUGUUAUCUCAGUAAAUGUAUCAGUGACAACAGUUUUUACCAAGGUACAUGUAUAGUAAUGGUUUUUAUCUAGGCAAUGAUGAGGCAGGGUUUACAUGUACACCAUAUGUGUUGCUUGGUUACUGAAGUGAGAAUUACAGACAAUCAUGUCCAAUGGUUUUCUGAUUGAUUUAUUAAAUCACAUUUAAUGUUUUUAAUUGCCCUUGAAGUGAACUGCAACACUGAAAUCCUACAAUCCUUGCAGUGCACUAAACCUAAUGGUUAAGGCAAAAAAUGUUUUCCUCGUUGAGUUAAUGAUGUUUUCCUCUUUACAUUUUACUAAAUUCAUUCUUUGUUGCACUUAUCUUGAAAUCAGUCCAGAAUGAUCCUUAUUUGUGAACUGGAUAUCCAUGUUAACCAAGACGGCUAGUAUUUCUACCUCUAGGACUAGAAUAAUUCUUGCCCAUAAUACCAAAACAGAUUUUGCUGCUUUUUCUCUAAUAUUUUUCUGUUUAAUUUUGGUGGAGAAUAUUGACAGAUAACGUACAUGUAGGUUGUUAGGUCCAGUAAAAAAACACAGUGCUAAUAAGUCAUGGUAAAGAAACAGCACUUCAGUAAAUCAAAACUUUGUUUACAAAUGCCUAAGUGUGAACACGGCAUAGUUUUUUAAAAUAAUGAUAGCAUUCAAUUCUUGGCAGUGUCAAGUGGUUGUAGAGGGAAGUUAUUGACAAAUUAUUUUGUAGGCUACCAGAAAGUGUGAACUUCCGGGUAGGAAUAAGGUUAUCAAAACCAUAAUUAUUAAAGGAAAUAUUGAAAGAAUAUCUAGUAUGAUGAGAAGUUGUACUUUUGCUUUUGAGGUCAUGAACAGUCUCAUGGACAGUCAAAAUUGACUGCUGGAGUUAGGCAAUGAAAGAACUUUGUUUUUGAGAAGCAUUUUUUGGCGUUUUACAAAUACUUUAUUUCAAAUAUAUUACGUAAAAAAAAUUUUACAGGGUAACAAUUAACAUCAACUAGAAAACAGUUUUUGACUGAAAUACAAGUACUUGAGAACCAUGUUGCAUGUGUGUCUAACCACCUCAAGGGUAAUAAUUGCAACUGCCAUACAUAUUUCCAAGAACCGGUCAAGUAUAGUUGGUUAUGUACACAUAGUUGAGAAAGGUGUGAAUGUUGAAAAAUAAUAAUCAAAUGGAUCAAAAUAAUAAUUAUUGUAGCACAUGUAGCCUUGCCUGCUGGAUAGGCCUAACAUUACAUACACUUCUACUCGUUGCAACAGAUGUUGAUGAUAAUUAUAGGGCUUCUUAUUUUCAUCUGUUUCUUGGUGUUUAGAACCUUUGAUAAAACACUCGCCCCCCUAAACAUAUUCUGGCCUAAGAACAAGCUCUCCUGAGCGCUCUGGUGGUGGGACGGGAAAAAGGAAGGAGAGCUUGCAACUGCAUCUCUGGAAUUUGAAUAUCUGUAUCAAAAAAAAGUUGAUGCAAAAUGCUGCUUGGCAAAGACGACAUUACUAAUGAUGUCAUUACCCUUGGCCCGUGUUUUCCAGUGUUUGUUUACAUUUGCGCUGAUUGGCGGAAAUCUGACAACUCAGUCGACGGGGAGCCACAGGGAAAUUGGUGGUGGAGCAUCAAAUUUCAGAGAUGUAGUUGCAAUCUCUCCUUCCUUUUCCUGCCCUGCAGGCAGAGCGCUUGGAGAGCUUGGUCGCAGGUUAGACAUAUUCAAGUUCAACUU